ACAGUAGAGAGCAAGGAUUAGCGGGAUGUGGAGGAGAUUGUGCUUGUUCAUUUCCUUGUGGCUGAUGAAAAAUGCGGUGCUGCAGGGCACUCCUGUAUCCGAGCCCUGUCACUCCAAUUACAGGAAUGUUUAUCCUUACACCGGCAUCGAGACACCGUAUUCUUACAUUUAUGACAACAGUACCGCAGGAAGCAUGACUCUAACAAACUGCAAACCGAUGCAGAUAUGGAUGUUGACCAGACACGGGACGGAAUAUCCGAGCGAGACAAUGAUGAAAACGAUCGUGGGCAUAGCGGAGAGAUCGCGCCCCCACUUUCAAAACAUCGUGAAGAAAGUAUACGGACGAAUGACCACAAUUGUAAGCGAGAGAGAACUUCUAAGGCAUCUGAAUUCAGACAGUUGGAAGAUGGUGGAUCGUUUCGUACUUAUCUUUGUAAUUCUUAAUGGACUGUUUCCGGUAGGCAUACCUCUGUACGCAAAGGUUCCGAAAAAUUGGGAUACCUGUCCCGCUUUCGGAAGGAAAAGGAAAGAAAAGUAUUUAACGAGGCAGGGUGAAAAGGAUAUGCUUGCGCUCGGUCAGAGAAUCAGAGCGAAAUUGCCGACACUCUUCUUCGAGAAUGUGACUAAGAGUUUCAAGGUGGAGUUCAGAUCGACGGCUGCACAAAGUACGACCGCUAGCAUGUUAACUUUCGCAAAGGGAGCCUUCGAUGUUGACCUCAGGUUAAUACCAAAUAACAACAAUUCGAAGUUCGAAUCAAUGAACGUAGAACAAGAAAUCAUAACAAAGCUUUUCGAAGGAGCGGAGGGUAAUGUGCUCAAUUUUAGGGUUGUGCCGGUCGUUAAUGACACUUUGUUGAAGCUGUACGACACUUGCGAGUCAUGGUACAGUGUCUUCAACGAGCAAGUGGCGAAGUUUGUUAAUGGCCCGGAAAUGGCGAAAGUUGUGGACGACGUUAGUCGUUAUUUGUCUCUUCCAGAUCCGAUCAAACAAGAGAGUGUCGCUCAACUUUACGACGUGUGUCGCUUCGAGAGGGCCGUGUGCCCGGAAAAACCGUCGCCCUGGUGCGACGUGUUCACCAACGACCAAAUGCGGACCUACGAGUAUCAGGACGAUCUCUUUUCUUACUACGACGUCGGUCCGGGAGAAAAGAUCAACGGCAAGCUGGGAUGUCAUCUCGUCCGGGACAUGUUCGAACAUUUUACAAAACUCGAGAUAUACGACGACGAACCGAGCGGUGUGUUCUACUUCGCCGACUUUCAAAUGAUAUCGCUGUUCCUUACCGCGAUGGGAAUCGGCAGGGACUCCGUGCCACCUACGGCCGCGAACUUCCGAGACACGAGUUAUAGAAGUUGGAAGGUCUCCCAGUUGGUGCCGUCUGCCGCGAAUUUUGCGGCGGUCUUCCACAGAUGCAAUUCGAGGAACACUCCCUUCAAAGUCUCCUUCUAUCUAAACGAGAGUCCUGUGACCCUCGAAGGCUGCGAGGACGGAAUCUGCAAUUGGGCGCAGCUGAAAAAGAAGUUGGGCAUUAUCGCGGCCAAUUGCAACGAGAAAAUUUGUGAAAAGAAUUUCGGACAAAAUACCGAAUCAAGUUCCGCACGGUGGCUUAACACUACAACCGUUCGUGUCAAAAUUCCGCCAAAAUCAGAGAGAGAAUUCGUAUUACUUCCCAGGCUGCCUAAAAAUUAUACAAUAAACUUUGAAAAGGCUGAAGAAGAGAAUCCACUCUAGAGCAGAAUGCCGAGCCGAGCCUGAAUGUUUAUUUUGAAUUAUAUAUAGAGGAAAAUAAUAAAAGAAAUCUUUUCCUUUUGUUCUAUCCUAAAAAAAGCAUUAAAAAAGAAGUUUUUAUAAUAAACCUUUAAAGAAAUCUUUAGUGUUGGCAACUUCAAAAAUAAACAAGAAUCUGAUCCUUAAAAUCUACGAGAACGGUCUGUAAUUUGGCGAAGUUGAAAAAAAAGUUUUAUGCUAUGUAAUAUCAUUAUUUUUUUAAUUUAAAAUAUAAGAACCAAUUUAGAAUGUGCUGUUAGCUUCCUUGUUUUUUACUUUUUACUUUUUUACAUAUUAUUUUAUCAAUAAAACAUCUUGUUGACUAUCA
Molecule: messenger RNA, 2093 nt
Organism: Monomorium pharaonis (pharaoh ant)
Lineage: Eukaryota; Metazoa; Arthropoda; Insecta; Hymenoptera; Formicidae
Product: multiple inositol polyphosphate phosphatase 1
Molecular function (GO): acid phosphatase activity; inositol phosphate phosphatase activity
Source: RefSeq, a predicted model, not a curated record